This is a messenger RNA of Drosophila eugracilis, 572 nucleotides long. RefSeq names its product ragulator complex protein LAMTOR3 homolog (gene Lamtor3). The transcript has 2 exons. The record is from RefSeq and is a predicted model, not a curated record. Gene Ontology annotation, biological process: cellular response to amino acid stimulus; positive regulation of TOR signaling. Gene Ontology annotation, cellular component: Ragulator complex. The coding region runs from base 105 to 479 and encodes 124 amino acids. Lineage: Eukaryota; Metazoa; Arthropoda; Insecta; Diptera; Drosophilidae.
UCAGCUGUUGCUCAGUUUGUUUUGUGUAAAUAAUUGGAUGUGGAGGAAAAACUUAAUUAUAUUGUCCUCUGUUUCCUCUGUUUUAACACUUCCUCACGAUCUCCAUGUCGGACGACAUCAAGAAGUAUUUGGAUGGCUUGUUGCAAAAGGUCAGCGGCCUAUACGUGAUUCAGAUAACGGAUCGUGAUGGAGUACCCCUCCUUCGGGUCAGUCAGGAAAAGAACGUGGACUUCGCCCUGAUGCCCUCAUUUAUACCCACAUUCACCACUGCCUGCGACCAGGCGAGCAAACUGGGUUUGGGCAGGAACAAGACCAUCAUCUCCAUGUACUCCAAUUACCAGGUGGUCCAGAUGAACAAAUUGCCAUUAAUUCUGACCUUUGUGGGUGCCGAGAACUGUAAUACGGGUCACAUCCUCGCUUUGGAGCACCAGGUGGAUGGCUAUUUGGAGGACAUAAAGCUCGCUGUUACCGAGGCAUAGAAUUAAUAUAUACUGUAAUUUGCAUAUUUUUAAAGAUUACUAAAUGUUUAUACCCUAUUGAAAACUAAAUGAAUAAUACUUUAUAUAACUAAA